AAUUGUUUUGACUUAAUUCGUUCUGGCAAAUUGACGAAACGAAAAUCAAGACGAAAUAUCGUCUUGACAUUGAGAAGUAGUAUUAUGGUUUAAAAAUUUAGCCAAAUUUAGAUAAAGAAUGGCUCAGCCUUUAGCCUGGAUGCCUGAUUCCCUAUACAAUUAUUCAAUUUCUUCUGUUGUUACUAAUUAUUCAACGUAUGAAAAAGACGUCAGGACUUUUCAUGGCUGUGUUAUUUUUGAUGUAUAUUACAAAUUGUAUAAAGAUGGAUUACUCUAUCAGCUAGGCAAAGAGUUUGAAAAUCUGGAUUUGUUUCAUAAAGUGCUUAAAGUGAGUGAUAAAAGAUUUCUUCUUCAUAAUUGUUUCCAAGCUUUGAUGGAUCAUGGUUAUCAAAUAGCAUAUAAAUUGGCUGAUGGAUAUCGGAAGAAAUGUAUAGAUACAUCAGAUUCUACUGCAGAAAAAAAGGAUAAAGUCGUUGAUCUUGGUUUUUUACUUGGUAGCUUCUUAACAGAUGCUGGUUGGUUUCCUGAAAGUGAGAUUGUUUUUAUCUCUUGCCUUGAAUUGUGCCAGUUAAAUUGUACAUCUACACAUAUGGAAAUGGCAAGAAUUUUAGAUUGUUACAAAAGGUUGCUUCAUGUUCAAAAUGUGUACUGCAAAUUUAAAGAGGCUGGAGUAACUUUCAAAGAAAUUCAAAAUUAUAUUCAGAAAAUUGAUAAUUUACAGCUGAAUAUAAACUUGGGCAGUAUUUACAGUGAAUUUGCUUCUUUUUAUUUCCUACAAAGUAACUACAAAGAGGCUUACAGGUGGAGUGACAAAGCUAUUAAAGAGCUGGAUUCAUCUGUUUCGCAUAGAGAACUUGUUAAAAUCCUUCGUAUUGCUUCUAAAUCAUGUGUUGUGAAGAAACAGUUUAAACAAGCAGAAUUCUUAAUCAAACAAGCUGUUCAAAGGACAAGGGAAAAAUUUGGGGAUAGGAGUCUAAUGUAUGCUGCAACUCUGAUAGAUUUUGGAUAUUUCCUUCUUCAUACAGAUGCAACUGGGCAUGCUAUUGAAGUGUAUCAGAAAGCACUGGAUAUCCAUAUAGAAGUUCUAGGUGGCAGAAAUCUUUUGGUUGCUGCUGUUCAUGAAGAUCUUGCAUAUGCUGCUUAUGUUCAUGAAUACAGCACUGGACGUUUCAAAGAUGCAAGGGAUCAUAUUAAGAAAGCUUCAACUAUCAAAGAAAGUCUUCUUCCAGAAGAUCAUUUUUUGCUUCCAUCAGCCAAACGAGUUCAUGCUUUGAUUGUAGAAGAGAUAGCUAUUGAUAGCCAUGAUAAGGAAUUUCAGGAGCGAUUCUUCGCUGAAGCUGAAGAACUUCAUACUUCAGCACUUCACAUAACACGACAAUGCCUCGGAGAACAGAAUGUGCAAACUGGGAAACAUUAUGGUAAUCUUGGAAGGUUAUAUCAGUCAAUGAGAAAAUUUAAUGAGGCCAGGAAAAUGCAUUUGAAAGCUAUUUCCAUCAAGCAAGAGAUUUUAGGCCCUAAUGAUUAUGAAGUAGCAAUUUCAAUGGGCCAUCUUGCUUCCCUGUAUAACUAUGAUUUGGGUUUAUAUGAAGAAGCUAUAGCACUAUAUAAGAAAGCUAUUGAAAUAGGUUUAAAGCAGUUUGGUAAUGGUUAUAGUGGACUUGAAUAUGAUUAUAGGGGACUGCUAAGUGUUUAUUCUGCUCUUGGUGAUUCUGUUAAUGUUUCAAAAUUACAUGCUGAUUUAAGUGACUGGAAGCUUUUGAGGGAUCAAACUUUAGAAAAAGCUAACAAAACAUCACCACUAAAUAUUGAGUUAGAACUUGUUUCCCCUGAAGAAAUAUAUUCACAUUUUUCAUUACUGCAAUCACACCCAUUUCAGUAGAAAUAAUUAUGUAUAGAGGCCGGUUUUCUUUUGCAAAUUCUGCUAUGUGAACAAUAAAAGUUCAGCAUGUUGUGCAUAAACUUUAUGGCGAUUAUGUAUAUUUUUUGUAAGUAGGAAUGAUUAUUCUAUAAGCUAUGGAAAAAGCUAUAGAUUAAUUUUGAGUUUUGUGAUAGUAAUAUACUUGUAAACUUAACACAUCUGUACAAUAAGAAAUCUGUACUAUAAUUGUAUCAUUAUUUGAGUUGAAAUAAAAGUCUGGUUCCUGUUU
This is a messenger RNA of Argiope bruennichi, 2147 nucleotides long. It is a transcript of the gene Pat1, whose product is annotated as amyloid protein-binding protein 2-like. Gene Ontology annotation, biological process: intracellular protein transport. Gene Ontology annotation, molecular function: protein binding. The transcript has 14 exons. NCBI's taxonomy places the organism in Eukaryota, Metazoa, Arthropoda, Arachnida, Araneae, Araneidae. The coding region runs from base 119 to 1879 and encodes 586 amino acids. The record is from RefSeq and is a predicted model, not a curated record.